Molecule: messenger RNA, 1373 nt
Organism: Hyaloscypha bicolor E
Lineage: Eukaryota; Fungi; Ascomycota; Leotiomycetes; Helotiales; Hyaloscyphaceae
Product: PPP5-domain-containing protein
Exons: 3
Coding region: 374-1207 (277 amino acids)
Cellular component (GO): nucleus; cytosol
Molecular function (GO): protein binding; protein serine/threonine phosphatase activity
Source: RefSeq, a predicted model, not a curated record
CAUAGCAUUUUCCCUAUUUUACAUCGCCUUCACUUUCUCUGUGACUUCCGCCUCUUUGGCACUUCUCGACCACGGUUAUCACGUUGCGUCUGCCGAGUUCCGGCGUGAAAUUUUGUGAAAGGCUCCUAGGCACUGCCACAAUGGCUUCCGCUGAAGAACAGGCCCAGGCCUUCAAGAACGACGGCAACAAGGCUUUUGCUGCCCAUGACUGGGUUGCAGCUAUUGAUUGUUAUACAAAAGCAAUCAAGUUGAAUGACAAGGAACCCACUUAUUAUUCAAACCGAGCACAGGCAAAUAUCAAAUCCGAAGCUUACGGGUAUGCUAUCGCCGACGCGACAAAGGCGAUUGAACUCGAUCCAAAUUUCGUGAAGGUAUGCUGUUUCUGCAGAUGGCCUACUACCGCAGAGCCGUAGCCUAUACGGCCAUUCUGAAAUCGCGAGAUGCACUCAGGGACUUCAAGACUGUUGUUAGGAAAGCUCCGAACGACAAAGAUGCAAAACUCAAGCUGGCCGAAUGCGAGAAAAUUGUUAAGAGGGUCGAAUUCUUCCGAGCUAUAGAAGUUGGAGAUGAACCUUCGGCAGCGGAGGGCCUGGACUUGGAUUCAAUGGUGGUAGAUGCCGACUAUGAUGGAGCUCGAUUGGAGAAAGAGAUGACUACCGAAUUCAUAACGGAUAUGUUGGAACGAUUCAAGAACGGGAAAAAGCUGCAUAAGAAAUACGUCUACCAAAUCGUUCUGGCAGUUCAAAAGAUUGUCUACGAUGAGGCCACGAUGGUGGAGAUGGAGAUACCAGAUGAUGCCCAGCUUACGGUUUGUGGAGAUACACAUGGUCGGUUGUCUUCUGGGAAUAAUGGUUUAGAAGUACUAAUAAGAGAGAUAGGCCAGUUCUUCGACUUGAUGGAACUCUUUAGACUAAACGGUUUCCCUACCGAGAAGCACUAUUACCUCUUCAAUGGAGACUUCGUGGAUCGAGGGUCUUGGUCGACUGAAAUUGCUCUUCUGUUAUAUGCCUACAAAUGGCUGAGACCGGGUUCCUUCUUCAUCAACAGAGGCAACCAUGAAACGGACGACAUGAAUCGGGUGUAUGGAUUCGAAGGCGAAUGCAAGGCAAAGUACAAUGGUAUGUUCGCUCUCCGAGUUCUUAACUGUUUCUUUGCCAUCGAACGCAAAUCAAACAUUAACUGGCAACUACACAGAACGUACUUUUAGGCUGUUCUCUGAGAGCUUUUCUGCACUCCCACUUGCCACCCUAAUAGGCAAGAAAUAUCUGGUACUUCAUGGUGGCCUAUUCUCCGAUGACAAGAUCACAUUAGAUGAUAUUCGGAAGCUCAAUAGACACAAUCAACGCCAACCAGGCCAGGCAGGAUUGAUGAUG